Molecule: messenger RNA, 351 nt
Organism: Staurois parvus
Lineage: Eukaryota; Metazoa; Chordata; Amphibia; Anura; Ranidae
Source: the annotation of a GenBank genome assembly
AUGUCAGCAUAUAUGUUAUGGUUAAAUGCUAGCCGUGAGAAGAUAAAGGGGGAUAAUCCUGGGAUUAGUAUUACUGAUUUGUCUAAGAAAGCUGGCGAAAUAUGGAAGGGGAUGUCCAAGGAGAAGGAAUGGGACCGUAAAGCUGAGGAAGCAAAGCGUGACUAUGAGAAAGCCAUGAAAGAGUACAACAAAAAUGCCCCUCCCUCUGAAGUUUCCAAAAAAGUGAGAUGCAUUUGCUUUUUUGAGGUUACAAUAGCCCUGUUUUUACCCAGUGAUUUACUGUCUUUAACCUGCUUUUUUAAUAAGGGAGAAGAAGCAAAAAAGAGAGAAAAAGACGCCUGGGAAGACUGA